UGUCGGGAAAUGCAGAGGGAGAGGACGGAUUGGGGAAAGAUUAUUAUUUUAGAAUAUAUUAGUAUUAUAUAGAUAUAUAUUAGGAGAUGAGUAAUGCCGACUGACUACUUGUAUACUGAGAGCCUUAGCUAAAGUAAGGGGAAAAAAUGAAGCUAGGGACGUUGUUCAAAGUAGGGGCGGUUGUGGGUGUAAUUGCUAUAGCCAAGCACUAUGGAGGUGCAUUGGGGUUCGACCAAGACGCCGCUCUUCGCUAUUUCCACCAAUGGUCGGACCGAUUGGGGAUUUGGGCCAUCCCUCUUUACGUUGCCGUCCACACCCUCACUCUUUCCCUCUGCUUGCCCUACGCCGUUUUCUUCGAGGCCGGCGCUGCUAUGCUCUUCGGCUUCGUCCCCGCCGUCCUCUGCGUCUUUUCCGCUAAGAUUAUGGGGGCUUCUCUCUCUUUCUGGAUUGGCAGGCUGGUUUUCAAAAGUUCAAGUUCUGCAAUGAACUGGGUCCUGAAUAACAAAUACUUCCAUCUCCUUUCCCAUGGAGUUGAACGAGAUGGUUGGAGAUUUGUCCUUCUUGCACGUUUCUCUCCCAUCCCUUCCUACGUCAUCAAUUAUGCUCUAGCUGCCACAAAUGUUAGAUUCAUAGUGGAUUUUCUGCUUCCUACUGUCAUUGGCUGUGUCCCAAUGAUCUUGCAGAACACUUCCAUCGGCAGCCUUGCUGGUGCAGCUGUUGCUACAGCAUCUGGCUCCCAGAAAUCAAAGGUUUGGUCUUAUAUUUUACCUUCACUUGGGAUUAUGUCAAGCAUUCUUAUUUCCUUGAGGAUCAAAAAGUAUUCUACUGAUAUUACCUUAGCCGAAUCUUCUUCUAGUGAUCACCCUAAAGUUGAAUAACGUUGACUCAUAUCGAACCUCUAAUAUUAUUAACUUUUUUCCUCAAGUCUUUGGUAUCAUUCACUCUUCACAAUCUUGACCAGGUGGUUUCUAGUUAUUAGUUUGUGAUAUUUGCUGAAGGCUGAGACUAUGUUUUCUCUUCUUCUUCUUUUUUCCCCUCCCAUCAAAGACUUUGGAACUAAACAGAUUUCUCAGUAACUUAAUCUAAGAUUCAGCAGUUUUUGGUAGUGAGAAA
Molecule: messenger RNA, 1113 nt
Organism: Gossypium raimondii (Peruvian cotton)
Lineage: Eukaryota; Viridiplantae; Streptophyta; Magnoliopsida; Malvales; Malvaceae
Exons: 2
Coding region: 147-878 (243 amino acids)
Cellular component (GO): membrane
Source: RefSeq, a predicted model, not a curated record